AUGCGAGCUACUCUUAUUCACUUUACAUCAUUGCUUCGACGUCGGUUGAUAUAUUUAAUCUUCAUUAUUCUAUAUUUAGCUGCUCGAAGAGUAGAAUCGCCAGCCAAUCAUUCAUUAACUGAAGUUGAAACAGAAAAAAAUUGGCUUAAUCUUCGGUAUCAUGCAGAUGGCCAAAUUAAAAAGCCUGAUGAAUUUGAAAAUGAAAUGGAAAAUCCACCUAAUCUAAUCGAUGAAAAACUACUGGAUAGAACCUCUGGUUCAUUGAUUGGAAUGGCUUUGGGUGAUGCUCUUGGAGCACAUGUUGAGUUUCGUCCUCAUGCACAUUUACUUGCACACCCAGUCAAAGAUCUGGAAGGAGGUGGUACAUGGGGUCUUAAAAAAGGACAAUUCACAGAUGACACAUCAAUGGCUCUUUGUUUGGCUAAUUCAUUGGUAGUUCGUCGUGAUUUUAUACCUUAUGAUCAAUUAGUUCGUUACAAAUGGUGGUUUGAGCAUGGAUAUAUGUCAUCUACAGGACAUUGUUUUGAUAUUGGUGCAGCUACUUCUCAAUCACUACAAGAAUUUAUUCAUCGCCAAACAGUGUUUGCCGAACGUUAUCGUAUCCCUCUUAAAAAACUAGAUUACCUUUCAGAUCCAAGUCUUCUUCAAGAGUUUCCAGUUUAUUGCAGUAAGUCUGGUGUCGCUGGUAAUGGAGCUCUUAUGCGUCUUGCACCUGUUCCACUUUUUUUCUAUAAACAUCCACAAGAAGCUACAGAAUUCUCUGGCUACAGUGGACAAAUUACACAUGGUGAUAACAAAGCAUACGAUGCAUGUCGAUAUUAUGGAGCUUUGAUUUGUGCCACACUUAAUGACUAUACGAAAGAACAAUUGCUUGAUCAAAAUUUUUACAAAAAACAUAAAUCAUGGUUCGGUAAUAAACCACUUUGUGAAGAAAUAAAACAGAUUGCCGAAGGAUCUUAUAAGAAAAAAGGUGGAUAUCAAGAUGGAAUUCGUGGCAAAGGUUAUAUAGUCAAUGCUCUUGAAGCUGCUCUAUGGGCAUUUUGGUCUGAUAAUAAUUCUUUUGAGCAGGGUGUACUUGCUGCUGUCAAUCUUGGUGAUGAUACUGAUACAACAGCUGCCAUUUAUGGUCAAUUAGCUGGUGCAUACUAUGGAUAUAAAAAACUUCCGAAAAAAUGGGUAAAUCAAGUGUAUGCUAAUAAAUUUAUUUUAAAUUUGAGUAAAUGGAUAGUAUAUGAAGGAGAAAACUGGAAACAAACGAACGUAAUUCUUCCAUCUCAUCCACCUUCAGUUGAUUUGUCUGCAUCGAAUGAAUCUGAAACAUUUUUUGCUCAGCAUCAGCCUAGAUCAAGAUCAAUGUUGUUAUCGGAACAAAAUGGAAGAAAGUGGAAUGAUUCAGAUGGUAAUCAAAAUUUAUCUGAUAGUGGAAACAUCGCUUCAUCGGAGUUAAUCAAUCAAUCUUCAACGCUGAAUAGCAAUCCAAGUACAACAUACACAGAAACAAGUCAAAACACUGCCAAUGUUGCUCCGACUUCGGAAGAGAGGUCACAGUUAUGA
Molecule: messenger RNA, 1554 nt
Organism: Rotaria sordida
Lineage: Eukaryota; Metazoa; Rotifera; Eurotatoria; Philodinida; Philodinidae
Source: the annotation of a GenBank genome assembly